Sus scrofa (pig) is the source of this 3220-nucleotide messenger RNA. RefSeq names its product orthodenticle homeobox 2 (gene OTX2). Gene Ontology annotation, biological process: multicellular organism development; regulation of transcription by RNA polymerase II. The record is from RefSeq and is a predicted model, not a curated record. Gene Ontology annotation, cellular component: nucleus. Gene Ontology annotation, molecular function: RNA polymerase II cis-regulatory region sequence-specific DNA binding; DNA-binding transcription factor activity, RNA polymerase II-specific. NCBI's taxonomy places the organism in Eukaryota, Metazoa, Chordata, Mammalia, Artiodactyla, Suidae.
AGGCCUGCCUGAGCGCUCGCGCGCUCGGCUCCCAGGCUCGGGGACUCCAGGGCGUCGCCGGCCGGGUCGGGCCGGGAGGAGCCGGGCGCUGAGGCCCAGCCUCCAAUCUCGGUCUGUCCGGUGGGAACCAGCUCAAGGUUUCAGCCGGCACCUGAUACCGGCGGCGAGUCGCGCCGCAAACUCCAAAGAAGUCUUCGUGUUGAUGUGUUCAAGUGACUCGAGAUCACAGUAGUUUCAGGACACAUUUUUUGAAUCUCAAGACCCCGUCAAAAUUCUGCCGAGGCGUCUUUCUCCUCCUUCCCAGACAGAAGUAGGGUGCGGGGACCGAAGGCCGAGCUGCGCUGGCCCUGGAGUGUGCAUUGCUUGGGAGGGAACGGGUAGACCACUCCUGAAAGGAAAUUCUCUUUCCACCCCAGAGCUUCAGGGUUAGGAUUCCUCCGGCUCGUUUCGGGAGUUAUUCCCGUCACCAAAGUUAUUAGCACUAGAGAGGAGUCGGACAGGAGACUCCUCCCCCCAAAGGCAGGUAGACACUCUCAGGGCUAACACCAGGGCUUUCUCCUUGCCAUAAUUAAUAGUCAAGGCCAACCCUUUGGCACGUUCCUUCCUCCCUCCCUCGCGGGUGGCAGCGUUGUUUGAUUCCCUGAGGCCAGAAACUUUCACUCGAGUUCGCCGGAGGGAGGCCCGCGUUGGCUGUUUUCUUCGCUGCCCACGUAUCUCCUUUUUCUUUCUCCUCUUCCACUUCGUUGUCUUCCAAGCCGCAGGCCGGUCGCCAGUCCGCGUAGUUUUGUUUCCUUUCCAUCAUGCAGAAAAUUAAUCAGCCCGGACGAGAAGCAGAGCUGAGCACGGCGGCCAGUAAUUAAGGGACGUGUGCCCUUCGGAUUAUCUCGUUAGUUUAUCAAGAAAACAUUUAUUAUAAUUAAUUCUCGGACGAGGUAAUUAUUAUUGAGCGAGAGCACAGCAACUGGUAGAUGGGCUCCUUGGAAGAUGUGGGGAAAAAAAAAAACAAGGGGGAGGGGGAGGGGAGCGACAGAUUGCACGAAUUGACCGUUAGAUAUAAGGCGGCACGGCCCGAGGCAGGCAGUCGAGCGGGACCUCGGACGCCGGGGCUGCGAGGCUACGGGGCCGCCGGGCAGGGACGCCGGACCGAGUCACUUACGCCCGGAGGUGCGGGCGCCGAGCGGCUGUGGGGACUCGCCGCGCGACCGCCGCCCGCUCCUUCUAGUUCCACCACUCCACCCACCAAGGACCCUAAAUCUGUCCACCCCAAGUGAAGCGAGACCUUCUGGCUGGGUCCCCCGGAUUUGGGCCGACUUUGCGCCUCCAAACAACCUUAGCAUGAUGUCUUAUCUUAAGCAACCGCCUUACGCAGUCAAUGGGCUGAGUCUGACCACCUCGGGCAUGGACUUGCUGCACCCCUCGGUGGGCUACCCGGCCACCCCUCGGAAACAGCGGCGGGAGAGGACGACGUUCACCCGAGCGCAGCUAGACGUGCUGGAAGCACUGUUUGCUAAGACCCGAUACCCAGAUAUCUUCAUGCGGGAAGAGGUGGCACUGAAAAUCAACUUGCCGGAGUCCAGGGUUCAGGUAUGGUUUAAGAAUCGAAGAGCUAAGUGCCGCCAACAGCAGCAACAACAGCAGAAUGGAGGUCAAAACAAAGUGAGACCUGCCAAAAAGAAGACAUCUCCUGCUCGGGAAGUGAGUUCAGAGAGUGGAACAAGUGGCCAGUUCACUCCCCCCUCUAGCACCUCAGUCCCGGCCAUUUCCAGCAGCAGUGCUCCUGUGUCUAUCUGGAGCCCAGCUUCCAUCUCCCCACUGUCAGAUCCCUUGUCCACCUCCUCUUCCUGCAUGCAGAGGUCCUACCCCAUGACCUAUACUCAGGCUUCAGGUUAUAGUCAAGGAUAUGCUGGCUCAACUUCCUACUUUGGGGGCAUGGACUGUGGAUCUUAUUUGACCCCUAUGCAUCACCAGCUUCCUGGACCAGGGACCACACUCAGUCCCAUGGGUACCAAUGCAGUCACCAGCCAUCUCAAUCAGUCCCCAGCUUCUCUGUCCACCCAGGGAUAUGGAGCUUCAAGCUUGGGUUUUAACUCGACUACUGAUUGCUUGGAUUAUAAGGACCAAACUGCCUCCUGGAAGCUUAACUUCAAUGCUGACUGCUUGGAUUAUAAAGAUCAGACAUCCUCGUGGAAAUUCCAGGUUUUGUGAAGAUCUGUAGAACCUCUUUUUGUGGGUGAUUUUUAAAUAUACUGGGCUGGACAUUCCAGUUUUAGCCAGGCAUUGGUUAAAAGAGUUAGAUGGUAUGAUGCUCAGACUCAUCUUCUGAUCAAUGUCCCAGGAGGCAUAGAAGGAAAAAGGAAAGGCCUUAGAUGGGCCUACCAACCAGCAACCUGAAAUGGACAAACCAGUCUGUCAUAGUUUUAGAUCAUUGGUUUUCCUGAUUUGCAAAGUGAUCGAAAGAAUUCUAGCCAUGUGCAACCAAAUACCAUCAAAAAUAAACAAAACUAAAUUGUGAGGGACAGGAGGGAAGGACAUAGCCUUCUUAAGCAGAGGUGUUCCAAUGUUUUAGCCAAUCCUUGGUUGAAUCUUAGGAAUGGACAGUGUCUCAAGCUCACUCACGUUUCAUGACCAACUGGUAGUUGGCACUGAAAAACUUUUCAGGGCUGUGUGAAUUGUGCGACUGAUUGUCCUAGAUGCACUACUUUAUUUAAAAAAUAAUGUUCAUAAGGAGUCAAUAUGUAGUUUAAGAGACAAUCAGUGUGUGUCUUAUAUAAAUGGUACAUCUGUGGUUUUUAAUCUGUGCUAGACUUCAAAACUGUGAUCUCCUGUUAUUGUAUGCAACCUUGAACUCCACCUCUGCAGGGGUUCUUCUGUGAUUAAAUAGGUUAUAAUUAUAAGUAAAUUCAGAGCAACUGAGUACUUAUCUAAAAAGAUUACCUUUGGCUGGAGGUGAGCUGCACUGAAACUUUACAACAAAAUGUCUCUGGACAAGGAGAGUGAGAGAAGAGAAACAAAAGGACACUAAUUCAUCUGUUAUUUUACUGUUGGUAAGCCUAGCAGUAAAAGAGACAUUGGUCAAUUGCUCUGACCCUGGUGAAUUUAUAAACUGAGAUCAUCGUUGUUUAUGCUUGCAGAUGUUAACUGGAAAAGUUAUAUAUGCAUAAACCUUUUCUUCCUGGAUUUGGCAGAUAUGUAUAAUUAUAUUAAAAUGGUUCUAGCACAA